Messenger RNA from Mugil cephalus (flathead mullet), 5207 nucleotides. RefSeq names its product RNA binding motif protein 47 (gene rbm47). NCBI's taxonomy places the organism in Eukaryota, Metazoa, Chordata, Actinopteri, Mugiliformes, Mugilidae. Gene Ontology annotation, cellular component: nucleus. The record is from RefSeq and is a predicted model, not a curated record. Bases 454 to 2298 code for a protein of 614 amino acids. The transcript is spliced from 8 exons. Gene Ontology annotation, molecular function: mRNA binding.
UUGGGCAGUCGGAUUCAGGUUUGGUGAGUUUCAGGCGCAGGCUCUGUGUACACCUUACACACAUCGAGACAGAAAGAGAAAGAGACUGAGAGAGAGCGAGAUUCUGUCAAACAAAAAGAGAAAUUAGAGGGAGCUGAAAAACUUUUGGAGACGGCGUUUGGGGGACUCAGGUGACGGACUCCAGAAGAUCCAGCUCCGCUUCGCACCAUGCGACCUUGACCCGAGCGCCUCGUCAGCUGUGUUGGGCUGUGGUGCCCUGACAGCGAGCAAGAGGCCGGAGAGAACCUGACAGAAGAGACACAAAGGUGGAGAAGAGGAAGAGCAAGGGAAGAUGAGAAAGUGACGCAGCGGAUCAUUGCUUUUGAAUGGUGGCAGACGAACCUACGACGGCAGCACAGCUAACACAUCCCAUCACCCCACAGGCCCCAGAUCUGAUUGGAUGGUUUUGUCAGAAUGACAGCCGAAGAUCCUGCUUCCUCCGCGACCAUGAGCAAUAACGCAGCACCCGCCAAACCCUGCAAACCUUCUGGUGCCUCCCACCACUCUCUCCAUGGACAGAUGAACAUGCCCGAGGGUGUUGCAGGUGCUCCCAAUGAGGCUGCACUGAUGUCCCUGAUGGAGCGUACUGGCUACACUAUGGUCCAAGAAAAUGGUCAGCGUAAAUACGGCCCCCCUCCUGGUUGGAACGGUCCUUCUCCUCCUCGAGGAUGUGAAAUCUUUGUCGGCAAGAUCCCACGGGACGUUUAUGAGGACGAGCUGGUGCCAGUGUUCGAGUCCGUUGGACGCAUCUAUGAGAUGCGCCUGAUGAUGGACUUUGAUGGGAAGAACCGAGGGUACGCAUUUGUGAUGUACACAGAGAAACACGAGGCCAAGAAGGCCGUGCGGGAGCUCAAUAAUUAUGAAGUGCGGCCUGGGCGACUGCUUGGGGUAUGCUCCUCUGUGGACAACUGCCGCCUUUUCAUUGGCGGCAUUCCCAAGACCAAGAAGCGUGAGGAGAUCCUGGAGGAGGUCUCCAAGGUGACAGAGGGCGUAUUAGAUGUGAUAGUUUAUGCCAGUGCUGCAGAUAAGAUGAAGAACCGCGGCUUUGCCUUCGUAGAGUACGAGUCACAUCGUGCGGCCGCCAUGGCUCGCAGAAAGCUGAUGCCUGGACGCAUUCAGCUGUGGGGCCACCAGAUCGCGGUGGACUGGGCCGAGCCAGAGAUUGAUGUAGAUGAAGAUGUGAUGGAAACGGUGAAGAUACUCUAUGUCAGGAAUCUAAUGAUGGAGACCAGCGAGGAGACAAUAAGACAGGUUUUCAGUCAGUGGAACCCAGGAUGUGUAGAGCGUGUGAAGAAAAUCCGUGAUUACGCAUUUGUUCACUUUACCUCCCGCGAUGACGCUGUUCUGGCUAUGGACCACCUCAACGGCACAGAGGUAGAAGGGUCCUGCAUCGAGGUCACUCUUGCCAAGCCGGUUGAUAAAGAGCAGUACUCACGCCAGAAGGCCUCAAAGGGAGGAGCCACGGCCACCCCAGAGGCGACUCCUCAGAACUACGUUUACCAGUGUGAUCCCUACACAUUGGCUUACUACGGUUAUCCCUACAGCACCCUCGUUGGACCCAACAGGGACUACUUCGUAAAAGGAUCCCCAAUGAUACAGAACAAUGCAGGUACUGUGCGAGGUCGUGGUCGUGCUGCUUCAGGUAAUCGUACCCCUGGACCACGGGGGUCGUACCUCGGAGGUUACUCUGCCGGUCGUGGCAUCUACAGCCGCUACCAUGAGGGCAAGACCAAGCAGCCCGAAAAGCCCUAUGAGCUGAUGAACAGUCUGGAGCUUGCUGCUUCCGUCAACCCAGUUGGCAUCAAACCUGGCACAAUGGCGUUGCCGACGCUGGGCGGGCAGUACCCAGUGUUCAGCCCCGCUCCCACAGCCAAGCUGAUGGAGGAGGGGAAGGUGCACACGGUGGAACACCUCAUGAACCCUCUGGCCAUGCAACACCCCGAACACACCACUGCUACUGCUGCUGGCACCGUCCUGCCUGCGGUCUCCACCCCUCCGCCCUUCCAGGGCCGUCCAAUCACUCCCGUCUACGCCAUGGCUCAUAACGUCCAGCGCAUCCCAACAGCCGGUGGCCUGUAUGGAGCCGGGUACGUCCCCAUACCAAACUACGCGGCCAACACGGCAGCUCUGGCUGCCCUGCAGAAAAACGCGGCCGUGGCGGCUGCAGCGUACGGAGGUUACGCCGGCUACGCUGUGCCGCAGGCCUUCCCUGCCACGGCCUUCCAGCUGCCCAUCCACGACGUCUACCAGACAUACUGAUUCAGAGACGACUCGAAACACCGGCGACGUUGUCGUGCCCGUGGCUGAAGUUGACAUCUCAGCAGUGUCUGUCCCAUGAUAUAGAAACAUCUCCUGAAGCUCUAGAGGAAUUUGUAGCAAACAUUAAGAGCACAGCCAGUGAUAAAAUGACACCUGCUCACGUCUCACCUGGAGCCGAGGUGACCACACUCUGUUCAUAAUUAGGUUUUCUAUUGAAUAUGUUAACAACAAUAAGCAUGACUCACAAUAGCACAACACAGUCUCUCCCUACUUUACUCUCUGACCCCAUCCGCCUUGUUGCUAGGGCAACGGGACCACCAAAGGUACGUUCAAGUAUUCAUGAAGAGAAGAUAUAUAUUUAAGGAUUUGCUCUGCGUAGGUCUCUCUCUUUAUCUUCUCUGACACAGGAAAGAUAGACCUUUACACUAUGUCUAGAGUGUAAAUGACAGAAAAGAAAGAAAGAGAAAAUAAUUUGAAGGCAAGUACAACAGGAACUACUGAUGAAUGAGAAUACCGCUGAGCACAGGUGUGUGUGGAUAUACUAAUGUUUUUUUAGUAUUUUUAUGUUCAUUAAAAUAUAGUAUUCUAGCCCGUGCUAAAUGCUGUAGGUGAUGCUGUCCGUCCAUGCUGGUUGAAGUGUAUGCUUUGAACAUGCCUGUUUGGUACUUUUUUUGGUAUAACUAGUUUUAUUGUUUUUUCGGUCGUUUUAAAUGAAGGUCUUAGGUGUUUGAGGUGCGUUUAUUUGCCUGUAUUUAGUUUGCUUGUUUUUUGUUGUUGUUUGUUUUUGUUUUCUGUCUCCACUUUAAGCUGACAUGAUGCCAGAUAAAUAUUGUAAUUGUGACAGAAUCCCCCCGGGGAAGAAAUGAUUGAGAAAGAAAACUGGAACACUUUUUAAAUGGUGGCCAACAAGCCUGGCAGACAUCAUGUGCUUGGAGAUGUUUCCCAUCCUAAGAAACAGCGCUGACAGGGGACUAAGACUGAAUAGAUAUUAGUUAUUGUUUUUUUUUUUUCUCAUUUAUGUAUGUUUUUAUUAUUGUGUUUGAACUGUAUGACUCUUGUAAGGUGAACAAAUAUGGACAGAAAUGAGAGACGUUUCUAUAUGGACUGGAGCGACUCUGUCACUGGAACAGCUCCUGCAUUUUGCUAAUGCUAACCAAAAAAAAAAAAGCAAAACAAAACAAAAACAAAACAGAAACAAUGCUACAUAGACAUUAGUGUGGGAAACCCCUAGAGAAGUGCCUUACAUCAUCUGCAUAUUGUAAGUGCGACUCAAUGCUAUUCACUGUGCCUUUCCUAACAAAGCCAAAACCAUACAAUACAUAGCCCAUUUUGUUAUACGUUAAUACAUCCCUUAAACCAGACAUGAGGUAUUACUGUAUCCUGGUGGGACGAGUAGGAUUCAGCCGGAUGUGACAAGGCUACCUCUCUCCUGUAGUCUCUCCUCAGUUGACACUCCAUACGCCUGUCUCCUCUUUAUUUCUCGUUCUCCAAACCAUGCUUGACCGAGGUGCACUUAAACGUAUUUAUAAAAAGGCGAGCGAUUGCCACUUUCAGAUGAAGAGAUAUUCAAUGCUGAGCAUUAAUUCAUGUGUGGACUGGACUAGUUUGGCUUUUUUUUUUUUGUUUUUUCUUCAGUGUUUGUAUGGGUUUUCUACGCAGGUUAAAGUAACGCGCCUGAAUGCUCAGCUGGCACUUUUUUAAAACUCUGCAGUGUGUCGAAAACAAGUGUAAUAUUUGGACUGGGAAUAACUGGAGCAAUACCUCACACUGAAAUAUGCAAGUUCAAUUUAUUAUUCAGUCUAUGCACUACAACACACAGCUGCGGAUCAUGAAGUAACACUCCACAAGCGCCAACCUCACACCAGAAACAUGCCAAACGUUUUCAAGUCGGAUUGUAUUUGAAAACCAGUUUACCUACUUUAACGGUAGUUUAUGUCAUCUCACGACACACACACAUAAAUUUGCCUAUGGGGAUGACAUGCAUUUUGAAAUAAGUCUAAAUGAAAAGAUUGACGAUCCUCAUUUGAAUCUGAUCUCACUCCGUCUUCUGCAUUUUACAACUUCUCAUCCUCUCGAACUGGAUUGAACGUAAAAGACAAACUUUUAUAAUUAUCUUGUAUGAUGACAAUGAGUCAGGAUAUAUUUAAUAUAUGCAUUACAUGUGUUGUGUAUGAAGUAAGAAAAGGUAUAAUAUAUUAUAAAAACAUGUUUCUUUUCUGUAUUUACAUCUUGUUUAGGGACACAAGUCAGAGUAACAAAAGUAGAAAAAAGUGCUUUCUGUCUUUCUUUCUUUUUUUUCUCUCUCUUUUUGCCAAAGUGUCCAAUAGUUUUUAAACAUUCAAGGUUAAUAAUGUGUUUGUUUUACUUGCUUUUACUUUGCUAUUAUGAACUGGAUUUGGGUGUUUUGAGUGGGAACACAGAGACCUUGACGUUCGGCUACAUUUUCUCAGUUUCGAAGUAUAAAACUGGCCCAAUAAAGUGUUACAACCCUGUGGCACUUUGAGCCGAAGGUGUUGCAACUCUGCACCUCAGUGUUGUUGGCUAAACCAUUAAAUGUAAUAAUUUAGCCGCCGUCCAAGCGGCGUGCGACCAAAUAGCCGAAAACAGCGUCCUUCUGAUUCUGCCUUCCGCUCAAAGCACCUGCUUUACUUUCUAUCACCUGCAUUUCAUCUACACUGCAGCGGUAGAAGGAACUCCUUAUGCCAGUGGCAAGGAGCAGCGUAAGCCUAGUUUUAUAUAGGUGUUACCAUUUAUACUAUUUCUAGUGUGUGCCUUAUUGCCAAGAUGUGCCCUUUGCUAUGCCUUUGUAAACCUAUGCAGACUGUUUUCUAUCAGGUUUGUUUAAAAUAAACCCUUUCCUGCGUUGUCAUAUUUAUAGUGAUAGAUAAAUAAAGCAUUUUCUCAAAGGA